AUGGUCGCCCACCUCCCUCCAGUUGUAAAGCAGCUCCUCACUCUUCGCAACCCGAACUCGUUCCCGGGCCCCCCGCUCGCGAAACUGAACGACGUGCUCACUCGCACGUUCAGGGAUGCCCAGCAGAAGAAAGCGGAGAAGGGGUGGCUUACCCUCGCGACUUGCACGCUUUUGACCGCCAACAUCCCCCCUUCCGUUGGCCAUCUCUACCGCUUCGCGACUAGAAAUGACCCGAGCGCUGCAGACACUCGCCGCAGCUACCAGGAAGCACUCAGCAAGGCCGCCAUGAUGCGCGAAGCUGCUAUGAAGAGCUGCAUAUUUGUCGGCGUACCUCGAACCAUCCUUUCCUUUGCGGGCAUGUUCGAAGCCUUCGAAGAGGACGUCAAAAACGGCCUGCGGAAGCAACCCAAUCGGGUUGCGACGCCGGAGAACAUAGAGGCAAUCAAGGCGCGGGGACAAGCUCUGUGGGACACAAUCUACGAGCCGCAUGCAGUGAAGCUCUAUAACAAGUUAGGCGGGUAUCACCCCGAUUUCAUAGUCUUCAUUAUCCAAGCCUAUGGCGCCGUCCUCUCCCCGAUGCCUGGCGGUGAUAUUGAGCAAGGCAAUCUCAGUCGCGCGCUAGGCUCCGUCGUCGGAACUGCGUGCCUGCGUGCCGAGGAACACGUCGGACCUCAGCUCACGAGCCACGUCUUCGGCCUUCUGAAGGCGCGCAACGUGAAGGGCCUGAGCGAAGAAGACUAUUGGCUUGCAACCGACGAGGGUACGGAAUGGGUGAUCCGUACGGUGGACGAGAUCUUGGAUGUCGUGAAGCCGGAGACUUCGUCCGCACCCGGGGCCAAACUGUAG
Rhodofomes roseus is the source of this 846-nucleotide messenger RNA. RefSeq lists its product as uncharacterized. Bases 1 to 846 code for a protein of 281 amino acids. The record is from RefSeq and is a predicted model, not a curated record. The transcript has 5 exons. NCBI's taxonomy places the organism in Eukaryota, Fungi, Basidiomycota, Agaricomycetes, Polyporales, Fomitopsidaceae.